Messenger RNA from Aspergillus homomorphus CBS 101889, 1387 nucleotides. RefSeq names its product putative aspartate aminotransferase. Gene Ontology annotation, biological process: biosynthetic process; L-aspartate catabolic process. Gene Ontology annotation, molecular function: pyridoxal phosphate binding; L-aspartate:2-oxoglutarate transaminase activity. The transcript is spliced from 5 exons. The record is from RefSeq and is a predicted model, not a curated record. Gene Ontology annotation, cellular component: mitochondrion. NCBI's taxonomy places the organism in Eukaryota, Fungi, Ascomycota, Eurotiomycetes, Eurotiales, Aspergillaceae. Bases 95 to 1387 code for a protein of 430 amino acids.
CUUAUUUAUCCUUCCUUGUCCCGGUAGCUCAUCUGUUGGGUGCUUGUCCCUUUUCUCUCGGUGUAUAACAUCUUUUUCUUUAUCUCACAUCACAAUGUUGUCCACUCUCCGAGUUGCCAGCCGUCAGGCUGUUGCGCGUGACGCCAACAUGCGCACUGUUAUCGUCGGUGCCAGACACGCCUCGGCCUGGUCGAAGGUUCCCCAGGGUCCUCCGGAUGCCAUUCUGGGUAUCACCGAGGCCUUCAAGGCCGAUACCUUCAAGGAGAAGAUCAACCUCGGUGUUGGUGCCUACCGUGACGACAAGGGCAAGCCUUACGUCCUUCCCUCGGUUCGCGCCGCUGAGGACAAGGUCGUUGCCUCUCGCCAGGACAAGGAGUAUGCUGGCAUCACCGGUAUUCCUUCCUUCACCAAGGCCGCUGCCGAGCUCGCCUAUGGCUCCGACUCCGCCGUGCUCAAGGAUGACCGUCUUGUCAUCACUCAGACCAUCUCGGGUACCGGUGCCCUGAGAAUCGGUGGUGCUUUCCUCCAGCGCUUCUACCCCCACGCGAAGAAGAUCUACCUCCCCACCCCCAGCUGGGCCAACCACGGUGCCGUUUUCAAGGACUCCGGUCUUGAGGUCGCCCAGUACCGCUACUACAACAAGGACACUAUCGGCCUCGACUUCGAGGGUCUCCUUGCCGACAUCAAGGCUGCUCCCGAGAACAGCAUCAUCCUCCUCCACGCCUGUGCCCACAACCCUACUGGUGUCGACCCCACCCAGGAGCAGUGGCGCAAGAUUAGCGAUGUCAUGAAGGAGAAGGGCCACUUUGCCUUCUUCGACAUGGCCUACCAGGGCUUUGCCAGUGGAAACGCUGACCAGGAUGCUUUCGCUCCCCGUCACUUCGUCAAGGAGGGCCACAACAUUGCUCUGUGCCAGAGUUUCGCCAAGAACAUGGGUCUCUACGGUGAGCGUGUCGGUGCUUUCUCCCUCGUCUGCGAGUCGGCCGAGGAGAAGAAGCGCGUCGAGUCUCAGGUCAAGAUUCUCAUCCGUCCUUUCUACUCCAACCCUCCCAUCCACGGUGCCCGUGUCGCCUCCACCAUCAUGAACGACGCCGAGCUGAACCAGCAGUGGCUGGGUGAGGUUAAGGGCAUGGCUGACCGUAUCAUCGAGAUGCGCGCCCUGCUCCGCAAGAACUUGGAGGAGCUUGGCAGCAAGCACGACUGGUCCCACAUCACCAGCCAGCAGAUCGGCAUGUUCGCCUACACUGGCCUCAAGCCCGAGCAGAUGGACGUCCUGGCCAAGGAGCACUCCGUCUACGCCACCAAGGAUGGCCGUAUCUCCGUGGCCGGUAUCACCUCGGGCAACGUCAAGCGUCUUGCCGAGUCCAUCUUCAAGGUGACCGGUUAA